This is a messenger RNA of Hevea brasiliensis (rubber tree), 1386 nucleotides long. RefSeq names its product disease resistance protein RUN1-like. The transcript has 6 exons. The record is from RefSeq and is a predicted model, not a curated record. NCBI's taxonomy places the organism in Eukaryota, Viridiplantae, Streptophyta, Magnoliopsida, Malpighiales, Euphorbiaceae. Bases 1 to 1386 code for a protein of 461 amino acids. Gene Ontology annotation, biological process: defense response. Gene Ontology annotation, molecular function: ADP binding.
AUGAUAGAGGAAGGCAUAUAUGAGGUGGAGAAAUUAACUGAUUCUCAAGGUCUGAAACUCUUUAGCUUGCAUGCCUUCGGCCAAAAUCUUCCCAAGCAAGAAUAUAAGGAGCUCUCAGAGCUGGUGGCAAACUAUUCUAGAGGCAAUCCAUUAGCUCUUCGAGUUUUGGGAUCUCACUUAUCUGAUAUGAGUAUAGAAGAAUGGGAAAGUGAAUUGGAAAAAUUGAAAGGCCAAUCUUUUCCAGAAAUUCGAAAAGUUUUACAAAUAAGUUAUGAUGGGCUAGGGAGGAAUGAAAAGAAAAUAUUUCUUGAUAUUGCAUGUUUCUUCAAAGGGCAAAAUAAAGAUGAUGUUGAGAGCACAUUAGAAGCACUUGGUUUCCAUCCAAAAAGUGAAAUACGUCGUCUAAUUAAUAAAUGUCACAUAACUGUUUCAUCAGUCAAUAAGAUUCAUAUGCAUGACUUGAUAGAGCAUAUGGGCAAGGAUAUUGUUAAUAAGGAAUGCGACCAGCCUGGAGGACGCAGCGGGCUGUGGAAUUUUGAAGAUAUUGACCGUGUAAGGUCCAAAUUAGUCAUUGGAGCUUCUUUCACUAUCAUUUUUGAAUUUUGUGGGACAUAUAAUUUGGAACGUCCAACGUCCUUCAUGAAGUUGCGCAAUCUUAGAUUCCUCAAAAUCAGGAGUACUGAAGUGCUAGUUGCUAAUAACAAGCUUGAAUUUCUUCCACAAACGCUAAGAUAUCUUGACUGGGGUCUAGAAUCUUUGCCAUUAAAUUUUUGUCCAAAGAAUCUUGUAGAACUUCACAUGUCUUUUAGCAAUCUCACACAACUGUGGAAUGGAGAUAAGCUUCUUAGAAAAUUGAGAUUAAUGGACCUCAGCAACUCUAUACGCCUAACCAGGAUUCCAGACUUGUCUAGUAUUGCCCCAAAUCUCGAGUUUUUAUAUUUGAAUGGAUGUCCAGGUUUGGUUGAAUUUCCCUCUCUUCAAAAUCUGAGCAAGCUUACUGAACUAAGUCUAGGUGGGUUUGAUAAGUUCACUCAUUGUCCAGAGAUUCCUUGUAAUAUAAGGAUUCUAUACUUACAUCAAAAUGCAAUAGAACUACUUCCCUCAUCAAUUGAGCAUCUGUCUCAACUUGUCAAAUUGUCCUUGUUUGAGUGUACAAGACUCAGACUUAAAUGUUUACCAGAGCUUCCAUCAUGCUUGGAAUACUUAGAUGCUUCAGAUUGCACCUCUCUCAAAUCUGCAUCAACUUCUUUCCUUUUCUUAGAAGAUGAAGAUGAAAAUGCAAAAGCAGAUAAAAGUGAAAGUGAAGAUGAUAAUAAAGAAGCAUAUAAAAGUGAAGAAGCAUAUAAAGAUUAUGGUCUUAUUCCUGAAAGCAUUGAUGUAGUCUGA